This is a messenger RNA of Microthlaspi erraticum, 1356 nucleotides long. The record is from the annotation of a GenBank genome assembly. Lineage: Eukaryota; Viridiplantae; Streptophyta; Magnoliopsida; Brassicales; Brassicaceae.
AUGGAGAAGAAUCCGUUAAUGGAGGCUGCUCGAAAAGGAGACGUCGAGUAUUUACUCCGAUCAGCGGAGUCCGAUCCAUCUCUUCUAGAAAUUAUAAUCAUCGACGGCGAAGAAACGCCGUUACACGUUGCCACCAUGUACGGACACCUGAGCUUCGUCAAAGAAAUCUUAAAGCUAAGAGAGAAUCUCGGAAGAGAACUGAACAAAGACGGAUUCACCCCUCUUCAUAUAGCAGCAUCGAUGGGUCACGUUGAAAUCGUGAGAGAGCUUUUGGAGAAGCUGAGUGGUGAGAUCUGUUUGAUCAAAGGUAAAGAGAGAAAGAUUCCUCUUCAUUACGCUGCUAUGAGAGGAAGGGUUUGUGUUCUUGAUGAGUUAGUAUCUGCUAAACCAGAAUCUCUUGAAGUAAUUACCGCUCGUGGAGAGACAGUGCUUCAUCUUGCGGUUAGGUUCUGUCAGUUCGAUGGGUUCGUUGCUCUUUUGGAAUGUCUUAAGGAGUUUGAUAAGCUUUGCGUGUUGAAUAAGCAAGACAAUGGAGGGAACACGGUUUUGCAUUUAGCUGUUCAUAAACGACAGUACGAGGUGAUUGAUUUGUUGCUUGGCUCUUACGGCACCAACAACACAAUCCCAAGAGGUUUCAUUGAAGUGAACUCUUUAAACUCCAAAGGCUUCACACCUCUUGAUUUGUUACUUAACAUUGGAGAUGAACCAGAAGACUCAGAGAUUUAUCAAAUCCUCCGUGAAGCAGGAGCUGUAAGAUCAAGAGAUCACAACACAAGACAAACAACAACAGAGAACGAAACAACACAAUCAGAAGAAACUCUGAUGACUCACAAGCAAUUUCUUGAUUACUUCAAGAACAAGAAAGAGAAAAUCUCACCUAACGAUAUCCGUAGUGUCUUACUGGUUAUCGCGAUUCUGAUAGCCACAGCUACUUAUCAAGCCGCGCUAAGUCCACCUGGAGGUGUUUGGCAAGAAGAUUACUGCGUCAAAGGGUACUGUCAAGGAGACAAAACCAAACGGAUCUAUCACGCGGGAACAACGAUAAUGGGAUCACAGAACUGGAUCUCUUACGGCAUUUUCAUCUUCUUAAACUCGGUAGGGUUUUUCACAUCUAUUGAACUUAUCUCUCUACUCACAAAAGGUCUUCCUUUCUACCUUGAGAUGCAAGUUUCUCUGAAUGCUGUUGCCUUGACCUAUGGAUUUGCAAUGGCUGCACUUUCUCCUAGUCUCGGCUUAGGCAUGAUCUUCCUUGUGAUCUCUGUGGUAUUACCAAUCGCAGUAGCGAAAAUUCCGAGUCUAAUCCGAAAACAUGCCAAGAAAUCAAGAAUCUCUACUACUACAACCACCACCUCCUAA